CGGUGCGCAAGCCGCCGCGCGCCAAGUUCGGGGCUUCAGACUAGCGCGGCGGGUCACGUGGCAGGCGCGCGGCCACGGCAGGUCGGCUGCUUUCGGACUCUGCUCGCGCCGGCAGGAGCGUGUGGCCUCGGUGUCUUCAGGCUGGUGCGCGCCCCGUUCCGGCAACUUCGAACCAGUGCAAUGGCGACUCCAGUCAAUGGGGCCCACGAGAAUGCUGACCUGUGGUCCUCACAUGAUAAAAUGAUGGCACAGCCCCUUAAAGACAGCGACACUGAGGUUUAUAACAUCAUUAAGAAGGAGAGUAACCGGCAGAGGGUCGGAUUGGAGCUGAUCGCGUCCGAGAACUUUGCCAGCCGAGCCGUUUUAGAGGCCCUGGGCUCUUGCUUAAAUAACAAGUACUCUGAGGGGUACCCAGGCCAGAGGUAUUACGGCGGGACUGAGUUUAUCGAUGAACUGGAGCUCCUCUGUCAGAAGCGAGCGCUGCAGCUCUAUGAUCUGGACCCCCAGUGCUGGGGGGUCAACGUCCAGCCCUACUCAGGCUCCCCUGCAAACUUCGCAGUGUACACCGCCCUGGUGGAGCCCCAUGGGCGCAUCAUGGGCCUGGACCUGCCCGAUGGGGGCCACUUGACCCAUGGGUUCAUGACAGACAAGAAGAAAAUCUCUGCUACAUCCAUCUUUUUUGAAUCUAUGCCCUAUAAGGUGAACCCAGAGACUGGCUACAUCAACUACGACCAGCUGGAGGAAAAUGCUCGCCUCUUCCACCCAAAGCUCAUUAUCGCAGGAACCAGCUGCUACUCCCGAAACCUGGACUACGCUCGAUUGCGGAAGAUUGCAGAUGACAAUGGGGCGUAUCUCAUGGCCGACAUGGCACACAUCAGUGGGCUGGUGGCGGCUGGUGUGGUGCCCUCCCCCUUCGAGCACUGCCACGUGGUGUCCACCACCACCCACAAAACCCUGCGAGGCUGCCGGGCUGGCAUGAUCUUCUACAGGAGAGGAGUGCGCAGUGUGGAUCCCAAGACUGGCAAAGAAAGCCUGUACAACCUAGAGUCACUCAUCAACGCCGCCGUGUUCCCAGGCCUCCAGGGAGGUCCCCACAACCACGCCAUCGCUGGGGUUGCUGUGGCCCUGAAGCAAGCCAUGACUCCGGAAUUCAGACUCUAUCAGCGCCAGGUGGUGGCCAACUGCAGGGCUCUGGCUGAGAGCUUGAUGGCACUGGGCUACACAGUAGUAACAGGUGGUUCUGACAACCAUUUGAUCCUCGUGGAUCUCCGUUCCAAAGGCACAGAUGGUGGCAGGGCUGAGAAGGUGCUAGAAGCCUGUUCUAUUGCCUGCAACAAGAACACCUGCCCAGGUGACAGAAGUGCACUGCGGCCCAGCGGACUGCGACUGGGGACCCCAGCACUGACCUCCCGCGGGCUUUUGGAAAAAGAGUUCCAAAAAGUAGCCCAGUUUAUUCAUAGAGGGAUAGAACUGACUCUGCAGAUUCAGAAUGAUGUGGGCAUCAAGGCCACCCUGAAGGAGUUCAAGGAGAAACUGGCAGGGGACGAGAAGCACCAACAGGCUGUCAGGGCUCUGAGGGAGGAGGUGGAGAGCUUCGCCUCUCUCUUCCCUCUGCCCGGCCUGCCUGCCUUCUAGAGGAGCCCACGGUCGCACCUGCCCCCACACCGGAGCACUGGGCCUGCCCAGGAGCCACCUGCUCAAGGACCCAGUGCCCUUCUGAGGAGAAAGAGCUGCCCCACACGGGACCUCACCGACUUCUUUGUGCCUCUUAGAUUUCUUUUUGGACUUUCAUCACAUUAUCUUCUUGAUAAAUCAAAAUUUGUUUAAGGACCAUUGUUAGUAAUUCUGGGACAAGUUCUUAAGGAAUUUAAAUUUGAACCUCACUUUCCCACAGCUAUAAAUACAGUUAUUCUGGAAAAAUGAAA
Molecule: messenger RNA, 1925 nt
Organism: Equus caballus (horse)
Lineage: Eukaryota; Metazoa; Chordata; Mammalia; Perissodactyla; Equidae
Gene: SHMT1
Product: serine hydroxymethyltransferase 1
Biological process (GO): purine nucleobase biosynthetic process; cellular response to leukemia inhibitory factor; protein homotetramerization
Cellular component (GO): cytosol; cytoplasm; nucleus
Molecular function (GO): protein homodimerization activity; mRNA 5'-UTR binding; mRNA regulatory element binding translation repressor activity
Source: RefSeq, a predicted model, not a curated record